Spodoptera litura is the source of this 1267-nucleotide messenger RNA. RefSeq names its product THUMP domain-containing protein 1 homolog. Gene Ontology annotation, biological process: tRNA modification. The record is from RefSeq and is a predicted model, not a curated record. Gene Ontology annotation, molecular function: RNA binding. Lineage: Eukaryota; Metazoa; Arthropoda; Insecta; Lepidoptera; Noctuidae.
AUGACAUUACGUUACGGAUGUUGAUGUUGUGUUAUUGAAUUCAUAAUCAUUUAAUUCGACUCAAUACGUAACACAUAAUAUUUCGUUAUAUCAUCACAGUCCGCCAUCAUAACCAUAUUGUAACUGCAGGGAGUGAUUUCAGUAUUAAUUAUGGGUGAUACGCGGAAGAAGAAAAAGUUUUACUUUCGUAAACGUAGAAACAAAUACUUCUUGGAACCCGGCUUCAAAGGUUUCUUUUGCACGUGUAACUUCAGAGAAAAAGACUGCGUGAAAGAAGUGUAUAAUCUGCUGAAUGAAUAUGCUGGCAAGUUGUAUCCCGACCUCGGCUUGGAGAACCAGUCAGCCGUUCCGGAAUCUGCAGUGCCUGAAGACAAGACAGACAGUGAGUCCGAGGAAGAGACUGAUAUAGGAGAUAUGCUGAAGCGAGAAGUGGACUUAUUGAAGAAAGAGUCUCAAAAAUCUUUGAAGCACAAAAGAUUCCAGGUAGUGGAAACAGGUGCAUCCAACUGCAUUUUCGUGAAAACAAAUUUACCUAGUCCAGAAGAGCUGACCACAGCCAUAAUUAAAGAUUUGGUCACAACGAGACUUUCAAAAACGCGUCAUGUAUUACGUUUGCUACCAAUCAUGGCAACCUGCAAGGCCAACUUGCCAGACAUCAUGGAGUGUGCCGGCAAGCUGUUUGAUAAAUACUUCUUGAAACAGUCAUCUUCAUUUGCCAUCAUCUUUAACAAACGCUUCAACAGCAGUGUCUGUAGAGACUUGAUCAUCAAAGAAUUGGCGGAGAUGGUUGUCUUGAAAAAUGCGAACAACAAAGCGGAUUUGAAAAAUCCUGGACUCUGUAUAAUAGUAGAAAUUAUAAAGGGUAUUUGCUUGUUAAGCAUUGUUGAUAAUUAUUUUACUUAUAAAAAAUAUAACUUGAAUGAGCUGUCUAAAGAAGAAGCUACAAAUGAUUCCGAGGGUACUCAAGCAAAAAAGUUUAAAGGCAAUGGGACUGCAUCAACUGAAGAAAACAAAGAUAAUGGAGUCAUUAACUUAGAAGUCACUUAGAUAGUUUUAAUACUAUUGUUACAUUGUAACUCAGGUUAUCAAUAAGAUGACCAUAAUGAUAAGUCUUUAUCUUAUAUUUCUACUUUACUUGAUGUAUUUGUAGUCCUAAUUCUAGGUUCUACCUAGAACUUCGAUACCAACUCUUAUACCAAAAUUUGUCUUAUACCUAAAUUUUUUCAUAAAUUAUUACAAACCCAUAUUAAAUAUACUUGUGAAGUAA